AGUCCGGAAGUGCAAUCGCGCCCGUCUGGCCUGGGCUGGGGUUGCCGGGGUCGCGAGGCCGGCAUGGCCGCGCUGCGGAGGCACGUGUUUAUUGGAAAAGUGCUGCAGAAACUUUAUCCUGAGGUUCCACGAGGCCAAGAAAAGAGGUCCCCAGUGACUCCGGCCUCCAGAAACCCACCUGAGAAAGUGGUUCCUGAGAGAGGGAAGGGCAGGAGCGUCCCCUCUGUGACAGGUGGUGACACUCAUGUCCAGCCUGCACGACGGCUCUACACCGUGGGCCUGCCUCCUGAGGGGUGGGUGCCCCCUCCACCAGAGCCCCCCAGCUGCUCGAGUCCCGAGAGCUCCUCCAGCAGCGAGGACACAGGAGAUCAGGAGCUUCAUGAACCACCAAAGAGAAGAAGAGUUAGAAAGCAUAAAUCAAAGAAAAAAUUUAAAAAUCCCAAUAACAUUCAUGUAGAACAAGCAGAAUUAGAGAAACAGCAGAGUCUUUUGCAAGAAAAAUUGCAGCCACCGCACACAGAGGGCCCCACUAUAAGCAAAAAUAAAAAAAGGAAACUGAAAAAGAAACAGCAAAUUAAAAGGAAGAAAGCAGCUGGCUUACUAACAGGAGCCUCUGGCGUCAACUUCAUGUACCAGCCUGAGGAUACCGGCAGCGAGCAGGACGACGUGAGAGCGAGCGGCGGAGAGGACGUCCCGGACGCCGGGGAGGAUGGGGCCACGGACGCCAGAGAGGAAGAUGUUGAAGGUGCCAAUGAGAAGGCAGAGAGUAUCCUGAACUUUUUGAAGUCAACACAAGAAAUUUAUUUUUAUGAUGGUGUCUCCAAGGAUUCAGAUUCAGCUGUCUUUAUGGAAACCACUGAAGAGCUAUUUAAACAUCUUGAAACUCACAGCAUGUCCUCCUCGGAUGUGUUCAUUCUGGAUCACAUGAAAACGCUGUUACUUUUGCAAGACACUGAAAGACUGAAGAGUGCCCUGGAAGUGUUCCCAGAACAUUGCAGGAUGCCACCCGCAUGGAUGCCCCAUUCUCCAGGGCUCUUCUUCCCCAUCACCCCUCUGUGUCCUUAAGGGGUGUCUUUCCCACCAAGUAGAACCUUCUAGAGGCAGGUGAAACAUCAAGGAUGCCCUGCUGGCUCUGGAGCUCUGUCAGCCUGAGACUAGUUGCUGUGAAGCUCCUGAGCUUAAUAAAGGUUGGCAAGUGGAGCCGCCAACCAGGCCUGGACACCAGGAUGGGCCACCAACCAGGAUGGCCCACCAACCAGAAUGGCCCAUGAAACUGAUGGCCCACUAACCAGGAUGCACCACCAACCAGGAUGGGCCACCAACCGGGAUGUCCCACCUACCAGGAUGGAUCCCAACCAGGAUAGGCCACCAAGCAGGAUGGCUCACAAACCACAAUGGGCCACCAACCAGGAUGUCCCACCAACCGGGAUGUCCCACCUACCAGGAUGUCCCACCUACCAGGAUGGGCCACCAACCAGGAUGGUACACCAACGGGGAGAGCCCACCAACUGGGACAGGCCCACCAUCCCCCAAGGUCUGCAUCCUUGAGAAUAGACAAUGGACCACUGUCUCCAUGGAGCUGGAAACAGGACACAGCCACACCGGGAAGUGCGAGCUUUGGGCAGCGUCCUGUCCACACCCACGAUGACCUUCAUCUCAUUUCCCCCUGGGCAGAGACAUGAUCUGCUGUCACCACUGCCUCUUCCUCCUCGCUGAGACAUGACAUCGGUGAGGUCAGAGGCCCAGGAAUUGUGUCCCCUUCACCACAGGGCUGAGAGGUCACUGGCAGGCAGGUAAGGUCAGCCUACUGCUUCCUUUCCAGAACCUCCUACUGCCUCAGGUGGGACGCCUGGCUUUCUGAUUCGCCAGAUUGUAAUCCUUCCAUUAAGGUGCCUCUUAAUUAAUGACACAUGUUUGCCAGUAUGAAAAUAAAUUAAAUAUUGGCAGAUUCAUAAUUUCCCAUUAAUUCUCAACAUCCAAUUUGUAUCUUUUAGUUAUGCACAAUUUACAUCUUUUCCAUGCCCAGCAAGUGGAUACACUAUUGAUGGAUUCCAGGGAGAACGUCUAAUUUGCAGACAGACUUGACCCUUUACUUGAUUCUUUCUGGUCUCAGCACAGAAUUCCUGUAAACUCUCCUCCUGACAGCUCAUUGAGUUUUACUUUGUCCGUUUCUCUGAGCACACCCUGAAAAUAUAGAGGAACAGGUUGUACGUGAACAGGUGGAUGACCAGGGGUAAUCAGUUUUGUGUAUCAUUCUAAUUUCAAAAAGAA
Messenger RNA from Hippopotamus amphibius kiboko, 2271 nucleotides. It is a transcript of the gene ERICH1, whose product is annotated as glutamate rich 1. The record is from RefSeq and is a predicted model, not a curated record. NCBI's taxonomy places the organism in Eukaryota, Metazoa, Chordata, Mammalia, Artiodactyla, Hippopotamidae. Bases 64 to 1065 code for a protein of 333 amino acids. The transcript is spliced from 6 exons.